AUGCCCGAAAGCCCGAAGCCCCUCUUCUCCGAAGACCGCCCCUCCUCCGAACAAUCUAGCGAACGACAUGUGGAGGAGGAAGACGCCUUACUGACUGGCCAACAUAAACCCCAACAGAGCAAAUAUGGCUGGCCUUUUUGGAGAGAAAUAGGAAUAUUUGCUUGGGCCGUCAUCGCUACAGCCGCGGUGAUCGUCCUUGCUGUUCUAUACCAACACCAGCAGACGUCGCAUCCUACAAAGUCGGGCGGAUGGGGAAAGAAUGGAAAGCCGAGUGGAAAGAGGAAUCUGAUAUUCAUGGUAUCAGAUGGUAUGGGACCGACUAGCUUGUCGUUGACGAGGAGCUUCAGGCAGACGCAGAGCGGUUUGCCGCUUGAUGAUGUUCUGGUAUUGGAUCAGCACCUUAUUGGGUCCUCGAGAACGAGGAGCACAUCGAGCCUGAUCACUGAUUCUGCAGCUGGCGCUACGGCCUUUUCGUGUGGAAUGAAGAGCUAUAAUCAUGCUAUCUCUGUGCUUCCCGAUCAUUCGCCCUGCGGGACUGUGCUUGAGGCCGCGAAGAAGGCGGGAUACUUGACAGGACUGGUGGUUACGACACGCAUUACCGACGCUACGCCGGCGUGCUUUGCUGCACACGUGAACCAGAGAUCAGAAGAAGACCUCAUUGCAGAGCAGGAGAUUGGAGAACAUCCGCUGGGAAGAGUGCUGGAUCUCGUGCUUGGGGGAGGCCGAUGCCAUUUCCUGCCUAAUACCACGGACGGGUCUUGCAGACACGAUGACAAGGAUGUGGUAGCUAUGGCGAAGAAGAAUGGAUUUAGCUACGUGGAUGAUCGGAAGAGUUUUGAUGGACUGAGUUCUGGCAGUGGUGUCAAGUUGCCGUUGCUUGGAUUGUUUGCCAAAACGGAUAUUCCGUAUGAGGUCGACCGCAGGAAUAUGGAUGAUGUCUACCCUUCGCUUGAUGAAAUGUCACAGACUGCGCUGAGGGCUUUGAGUGAUGCAACGAAGGACAGCGAUCAGGGUUUCUUUCUCAUGAUUGAGGGAAGCAGGAUUGACCAUGCUGGUCAUGGGAAUGAUCCUGUCGCACAGGUGCAUGAGGUGUUGGCAUACGACAAGGCCUUCACCAGUGUCCUCGACUUCUUAGACAAGGAUACCGUGGAGGGUGUACUCGUUGGCACCAGUGAUCACGAAACAGGCGGACUGGCGACGGCUCGACAACUCCACGAUGCCUACCCUGUCUACCGCUGGUACCCUGACAUGCUCAUCAACUCCACUCACUCCGCCGAAAAUCUUGCCUACCAACUCCGUGAUCAUCUUGCAAAGCAAGGCAAAAGCCCAAGAGAAGACCUAGCAACCUACAUCCGCGAAAAGCUCAUCGAGCAAGGCCUGGGAGUCUACGAUGCUACGGAUGACGAGAUCAAUCGCUUGGUAGAUAACUCGGAUCCAUGGCCUGCCUCCUACAUCUUUGCGGACAUCAUUAGUCGGAGAGCCCAGGUUGGGUGGACUACGCAUGGCCAUUCUGCCGUGGACGUCAACAUCUAUGCCUCCAGUCCCAAACACGCCCAUCCCCUUAUCGGCAACCACGAGAAUACGGAAAUCGGCAUCUUCUUGCGGGAAUACCUAGACGUGGAUACCGAAGCCGUGACAAAAGAGCUCAGGGAACAACUGGCAACUUCGUCGAAGUUUAAGAACUGGCUAGGAAAGCCGGUCGAUGAUGUGAAAACGAUGGCGGAUAUGGAUCAUUAUCAGGGAGAUUUUAAGAGAAAUCUGGAGUGUGGAUGUGGUGCUGUACACUAG
This is a messenger RNA of Letharia columbiana, 1788 nucleotides long. RefSeq lists its product as uncharacterized. The record is from RefSeq and is a predicted model, not a curated record. The transcript is spliced from 3 exons. Bases 1 to 1788 code for a protein of 595 amino acids. Gene Ontology annotation, cellular component: fungal-type vacuole membrane. Lineage: Eukaryota; Fungi; Ascomycota; Lecanoromycetes; Lecanorales; Parmeliaceae. Gene Ontology annotation, molecular function: alkaline phosphatase activity. Gene Ontology annotation, biological process: dephosphorylation.